Messenger RNA from Bradysia coprophila, 2061 nucleotides. It is a transcript of the gene senju, whose product is annotated as UDP-galactose transporter senju. Lineage: Eukaryota; Metazoa; Arthropoda; Insecta; Diptera; Sciaridae. The record is from RefSeq and is a predicted model, not a curated record. Gene Ontology annotation, cellular component: Golgi membrane. Gene Ontology annotation, molecular function: pyrimidine nucleotide-sugar transmembrane transporter activity. Gene Ontology annotation, biological process: pyrimidine nucleotide-sugar transmembrane transport.
GUCGGCAUGGUAUAAAUUCCAAGAAAAAGCCAUCUGUCAACAAAAGUGUGUCUGAGAGUGCUAGUGUGAAGAAGUUGAUUUCUCAAAACGAUUUUAUGGAAUUUUACGGGGGACAUUAGUUUUCAAUGUAACAAUAAAACACGACUCAGCUGACAACCAAAACCGCACAAAUGAGACGAAUCAAAAUGUGUAUCCAAUCGUCGUCUAACGAUGGUUGAACAAAGUGUUUUCUGUUGUUGUAACUGAAUUUGAUGUAAACAAAAAACGGAAAUUCUUAUCGGACGAGAAUUUGUGCAAUUCGCUGUGCCAGUAUUUCAACCUAAAGGUUUUUAAAUUUGGUGUAACAGUGAAAAAUUUGUCCGUCAAUCAACCACAUUCUAUAGUUAUGACUCUGUCGAUUCCAUAAAUAUUUAAAGUGAUAGCGCAAGUGCCACAAAAAAAUGGCUCAUACAAAUAUUGUAUGGUCGGAAUUAUUUCCGACAACGAAAAGCAUUUUAAUUUUCAUCGGAUACAUGUCACUGUUCAUCAGUCAAGGAAUACUCGUAACUGCCUCGCAAGAAUCUGAUAGUGGAUAUAACUACAAUACCGUGCUAGCGGUGUUAAUGACCGAAGUUUUGAAAUUGAUUAUUUCCACUUGUCUAUUCAUUAACGAGAAAGCUGAGAACACUGUAAGGACAUUGGUUGCCAGUAUAUACCAAGGUAGGAACGUUCUCGGAUAUUAUUUCGUGCCAGCUUUUCUCUACUGCCUGUACAACAAUUUGGCCUUCAUCAAUUUAUCAUCGUUUGACCCAACAACCUAUUACCUAUUGCUGCAAUUCCGUGUCGUCAUCACAGGCGUUUUGUUUCAGAUUAUUUUCAAAAAAUACCUGAGCAAACGACAAUGGAUCUCAUUGAUUAUCCUCACCCUCGGCUGCAUGAUAAAGCAAUUAAAUUUCGGUGACGAGUCCAGCCCGAAUUCAACGGAAAACACCAUCGAUGUCAAAUCGAUCAAAAACACCAGCGGUCUGAAUCUCAGUAUCAGUGCCGUUUUCAUUCUCAUCCAAACCGUUUGCUCCUGCCUGGCAGGUGUAUACAACGAAUAUCUGCUGAAAGACAAAGGAUCUGAUGUGAACAUCUAUGUUCAAAACGUUUUCAUGUACAUAGACUCGAUAGUGUGUAACGUUGUUGUGCUGCUGAUGCAGGGGAAUUUUUUCGGUGCCUUUCGAUUUGAGUCUCUUCAGUCGAUCUUUCGAUUAAAGGUCAUUUUGAUAAUGAUCAACAAUGCAGCCAUUGGAAUCAUAACAAGCUUUUUCCUCAAGUACAUGAACUCCAUUCUGAAAACGUUCGCAAGUGCACUUGAAUUGCUGUUUACGGCAGUGUUGUGCUAUUUCAUUUUUGCAAUUCCGAUACAUCUCAACACAGUGCUGGCCAUUGCAGUGGUUUCGUUUGCCAUUUACCUGUACUCAAGGAGUCCGGUGGUGAACAUUGUCGAGAAGACUAUUAAAACGCCGGAAGAUAGACGGAAUCUUCUACGGGACGGCGGUGCUAAUAGUGACAUCGACGAUAGCAGUUUAGUGUAGUGUUUUAGUUGUCUAGUUAUAUGCAAAUUUUGUUCCUUCUACGGGUUACCGUGAGCUUUGAUUGACAGAUGUAACGAGAAUAUUAUCAUUUCGAUGAUAUUAAUGCCUAAUGAUGACUACGUGUAGCUACUCGUAGUAAAGCGGAAGAUACCUAAUUCAAAAUUUCUUUUGUUAAAUUGUCAUACUUGACAGAAGUGCAAACAAAAAAAAUUGAAUUAGGUCUCUUUCACUCCACAGUAAGCUACACUAAGUGGUUACUUAGUAUGUACCUCAGUUUAAUUUUGUUGUUGAAAAAAUUUAAUUUAUUUUGAAUUAGAUUCUCUGAUGCUUUAAACUUAACGAUCUGAUCGAUAAAAUGAUGAUAUUACCCAGGUUUUUGUUUUAAGAUUUUUUUAAUUUUAUUUUGAAGUGUUCGAUUGGGUGUCACAAGUUAUUUAUGAUGUGGUGAAUUCACAGCAGUUAUUUUUUGCGUAAUAAAAUGGUGCGUUUUGAUGAACAAAAA